AUGAAUCCGCUCCGCCAUGAAUUUAUCGCAUCAUGCCUCUACCAGUCGCAAACACACCAUCCUCAAGAACAACAGCCAAUAGAACCAGAGAGGCAGUCACUUAGUGAUAGCCCUGGCCUAAAUUAUCUAGAUAUAGGCUGUGGCGGAGGAAUAUUUGCGGAAUCACUCGCUAGAACCAUCCCGCUUACACCCUCGGGAUCUCCAACGAACACAAACGCUUCAUCCCUUCUUGCUAUCGAUCCGUCGCCUGUAAUGAUCGAAAUUGCUCUAUCACACGCCCGUAAAGAUCCAACACUACACAAUCACCUCCAGACUGGCAAAUUUCAAUAUAAGAACACGUCUCUCGAAGAUCUAAUAGAUUCCACCACACCUACCACUACCGAUGCUACAACCACCAACUCCUCGGCUACUGAUACCCAAAGAUUCGACGUAGUCACCCUCUUUGAAGUUCUUGAACAUGUUGACCCGUUAACAUCAUCCCCACAAGCCUUUUUAAGGAACUGUCUUCGUCUUUUAAAACCAGGCGGGUGGCUAGUUGGAUCAACAAUCGCACGAACUUUGCCUUCAUACGUUGUCAAUCAGGUUAUUGCCGAAGCCCCGUGGCCAAUUGGUGUUGUGCCGAAGGGCACCCAUGAGUGGAAUAAAUUCGUCAACCCAGAAGAAUUACAUGAGUGGGCAGAGAUUGAAGGCUCGUCAAACAUAGAGUGGACGUGUGUUGGUGCUAUGUAUGCUCCUGGUCUCGGAUGGAAGAUGGUCCCCGGAUCAGAGAAAUGGGGCAACUACUUCUGGGGCAUAAGGAAGCUCUGA
Molecule: messenger RNA, 807 nt
Organism: Arthroderma uncinatum
Lineage: Eukaryota; Fungi; Ascomycota; Eurotiomycetes; Onygenales; Arthrodermataceae
Product: 3-demethylubiquinone-9 3-methyltransferase
Exons: 1
Coding region: 1-807 (268 amino acids)
Biological process (GO): ubiquinone biosynthetic process
Molecular function (GO): 2-methoxy-6-polyprenyl-1,4-benzoquinol methyltransferase activity
Source: RefSeq, a predicted model, not a curated record